AUUGGUAGCGGGUCGCGGGUUCACCUCAGUCGUACUCGAACGGCGCAUCGAGAAGGGUCUCGCCGGCGCGCACGAGGGAGUGUCGAGCGUCGAAGCGCCCCGCGUCGGUCCGCGUCACGCGACAAACCACGCGUCAUAUACGUGCCACGAUUGUUUAACGUGUUGUGGACGGUUGUUAUUUUUCAUAAACAGUCGGAAUGUCCAGUGCAGUUUUGCUUAUGAACAGUGUGUAGAGUCUCGGUGUAACUUGACGUGGAAAACGAUUUGUGUGCAUGAGGACAAUUACUAUCGGUGCGAACAUCAGAGGACUGGUCGACGUUAAAAAGGACACGUGUCAACUGGAGGAGACGCAUCUGCGGGCUUUUCUUGGACUUUGAAAACUGAGGUACGGUCGGUAACGUAUCCUGAGAGUUUGACGUCGUCUCUGCCGCACUAGGACGAGAUUCGAUCGGAUCGCUCGCGGCGAGUCGUCACUUCUGCAAACUCGGGAAUUUCAAGAAUGCACCUUGGACGGACUGUACUUGCGGGAGGCAGCGGGUGACUGGAAAGUUUUAGGAACUCGCAAGUGAAAUGACUCGUGACCUCAAAGGCUUUUCGGGUGAAACGAUGUAGGCCCUUCCCUGGCGAAGCUUCCAGGACGAUGCGAAGACAUGCUCGAGGUCGGCGGCAACUGGUGGCAACACUGAGACGAGGACUUGAUAUUGGAUUGGGAAGACGUCGCUGCAUGUCAGACCGACAACGAGAUUGCUUCUGGUGUUGCUGUACGAUGAGGAUAUCCAUAGCCACGUAAUGGCCAGGGUUACCCUUAACAUGCGGCUCUACGAUCUACGUCUUCUUCAUCUCCGAGAGUUUCUCCUGGUGCUGAUUCCUCUGCUGCGUCUCACCGGCACGUUCGCCUUGGAUCUGGCACAAUGCACUUCGGCUCUGGGUAUGGAGACUGGUGAAAUUCCUGAUGAAGACAUCUCAGCUAGUUCCAUGUACGACCCCAGUCUUGGUCCCAAACAUGCCAGACUGCGACAAGACAAGGGCGGCGGCGCAUGGUGUCCAAAGAAAAUGGUUACCAGCGAAGGCAAGGAGUAUCUCGAAGUGAAUCUGCACAAUCCACGUGUUCUUACAUCCACCCGUACUCAGGGAAGGUUUGGUAACGGAAAUGGCGUCGAGUACACCGAGGAAUACUUCGUUGAAUACUGGCGGCCGGGUUUCAACAAGUGGGUGCGGUGGAGAAAUCGCCGUGGCAUGGACCUCCUCGUUGGCAACAACAGCCCUUAUACGGAAAAGGAACAGGUCUUCGAUCCGCCAAUAGUGGCUACUAAAAUACGUUUCAUCCCUUACACCUCCCACGUGCGUACAGUCUGCAUGAGGGUGGAGUUAUACGGCUGUGCCUGGAACGAGGGCCUCGUAUCCUAUUCUAUGACUCAAGGAAUCCAACGUGGCUCAGAAGUUGACCUCUCCGACAGGACGUACGAUGGCAAGGAAGAAGCAGGUUAUCUCUCCGGGGGACUGGGACAGCUGGUUGAUGGGCAGAAGGGCUCGGAUAAUUUUCGGCUGGAUGUGAACGGCAAUGGAAAAGGUUACGAGUGGGUAGGCUGGAGAAACGAUACGCCCAGCAUGCUUGGUCGUCCAGUGGAAAUAACCUUUGAAUUCGACUACUCAAGAAAUUUCACAGCGAUGCACCUGCACACCAAUAAUUUCUUCACUAAGGACGUGCAGGUAUUCUCCCACGCAAAAGUCUACCUGAGCAUCGUUGCCAAUCAGUUCAACGGAGAACCUGUCCAUUUUUCCUAUAUGCCUGAUUUGGUUCUGGAACAAGCACGUGAUGUCACGAUAAAGCUCCAUUCACGUGCCGGGCGUUACUUAAAGCUACAGCUGUACUUUGCAGCACGCUGGAUCAUGCUCAGCGAGGUUAUAUUUGAAUCAGUUAUUUCCGAAUGGAACAACACCGACGAGGAGGAGAACAAAAACAGAAGUACCAUUGUCCUGGCUACUGGGAGUCCCUAUCAGAAUAACGAGGGUCCACUACAGAGGGAUGAAGUGAAGGCUACUUUUAAUAAGGAAGAAAAUAACGAUAACGUCUUCCCUGACAAGAGCAAGGAGCCAGAAUCCAGACAGUUCAUUGGUCUAGUGAUAGGGAUACUGACGACCGUCAUCGUGAUGCUACUCGCGGCCAUCACGUUCAUCUUCUACAGGAGCAGAAGGCUUAAGACUACCCUGACGGCGCCCACCUUUUACGACCAACACGGAGAUCUGAAGGUGUCCGUAGAGGAGAACGAGAAUAAGGGACCAAUCUGUCCUUCGCUUCCUCAGCAAUAUCAUCUUGCGGGUUACACGACGACUACGCCUCAGUUGCAUAAAACAACUCUGAACUACAGCGGAUCUCCCGAGACCCAGCCAAUCAUUCCGCUUCUGCUUAACACGGCAAUUAAUCUAACGAGACCAAUUCCGCCGGUGCAGGAGUAUCCGACGAAUCCACCCCCGAUACCACCGCCUCCUGAAAAGUAUUACGCCAGUACGGAAAUCUGCAAGAGCCCUCUACCACCCUUACCCCCAUCGCCAGCAGCCAGUACGCCACCACCCAUGAGCGCGAAAGCCUCGAGCAGCCUAACCAGCUACAGUCCGGAGGACAUGCUCACUGAAGAGGAGGACGACGAAGGUAUCUUCGACUUCCCACGUGAGAGGCUGAAUAUCGUCGAGAGCCUUGGGAGUGGACACUUCGGGGACACACAUCUGUGCGAGGUCGACAGGUUUCCUGGUUACGAUGAAAUCUUCAGGAACACGGACAGCGACCUGGUCAUCGUCAAAUCUUUGCGCCCUGGAUCCUCCGAGACACUCAGGAUGGAAUUUCAACAGGAAGCAAAAAGGCUGGCGCGACUCGCAGAUCGGAAUGUCGCGCGGUUACUCGGUGCCAGCCUGGAAGAUGAUCCCAUGUGCAUUGUACUGGAGAACGGAGAGUACGGGGAUUUGAAUCAAUAUCUUCAGAGUCACAUUGCCGAAACGUCAACAGUGCACACCGCAAAAACCCUGAGCUUCGGUGCCCUGAUUUACAUGGCGACGCAAAUAGCAUCGGGCAUGAAGUAUCUGGAAGAAAUGGACUACGUUCAUAGGGACCUCGCCACAAGGAAUUGCCUGGUGAGUCGAGGCUACACAGUUAAGGUAUCAGAUCUCGGUCCAGGAAGAAACGCGUACGCUGCCGAUUAUUUCAGGAUCGAAGGACGAUCGCCUUUACCGAUACGUUGGAUGGCUUGGGAAUCGAUGCUCAUGGGAAAGUACACAUCCAAAAGCGACGUGUGGUCCUUCGCUGUGACCUUCUGGGAGAUACUCACCUUCGCCAGAGAGCAGCCAUUCGAGGAAUUGCCGGAUCAUCGAAUAGUCGAGAACUCCACGCACUUUUACCAGGAAGAUGAGAAAAGAAUGAUUCUCCCGCUUCCCAAAAACUGUCCCAAGGAGAUGUACGACCUGAUGUGCGAGUGCUGGCAGAGGAACGACGUGGACCGGCCGAAUUUCCGUGAGAUUCAUCUCUUCCUUCAGAGGAAGAAUCUGGGCUACAAGCUGAACAACAGUAACAACGUCACCUGAUACAGAGAACUGGAAGGCUGGAAUCUCAUUCGGCUUUCUAUGAUUGGUGAAUUGAAUGGCAAUUGGUGGAAAUUUCCAACGUCGACCGAAUAGGUAGUUAAUUGGGUUACGAUUAUCAUCCAAGCGACCGCUGUACACCAAGAUUUCGAUUACGACAAUAAAAUAUGAUCGCGACGAAUUCCAGUCCCUCGCGACAAUCGAAACAAUGGCGACGCAAAAAUCAUCCCCAACAUAUAUGACACGUGUGUGGUUAAAUAUAUAUAUAUAUAGAUAAUGCGCGACAAGAUUACAAAAAUCACGAAAAAAUCGGUUCAACGAACGCAACCAUAUUCAGAAGCAUCGAUUUUAAGGGGUAUCAUUAACAAAGGACUUCAUCAAGAAUAAUCCAUUAUCAGCGAUUGGCCUCGGAUGUCCAAGGUCAAUAUUGUUAACAAAGUAACCUGUUUCACCACUCUCACCGAUCCCACCUACCUGCCCAACGUACUCAAAGCCAAUUUUACUUCGGUUAAAUAGCUUCUGUGAAUAAUGUAAGAGCACAACGUUUAAUAGUUGACGCUGGCCACCCUAUAUAUUUUCACUCAAUACGAAACGCUAAUGGCUACUGGGCCAACGGAACGAGAACGAUAAAUUGUACGUCGUAUAUACCGAAAUUGAUACUGUUAGCAAACAAGCGUUUGAUACCUGGACUACAGCGAAGUCACGUUGCCAAACGUAACACGGGUUUACUGACAAUAUAGAACCUGAAGAGUUAAAGAGAGAAAGAGAGGAGGUUGUUAGAGGGAGAUAGAGAUGCGACGAUAUUUUAUCAUGACAAUUUAUCCGUCAUUGCUUUUCAUAUAGAUCUCCAGCGGUGCUCGAAUUGCGCAUUUUUUAAUUUUCAAUUUAUUCCAACGCAUCGGUAUACAAUGUGUCCAAAAAAAUGUCGAGCGUUACUCCACCUGUGGUAGUGAAUCCAUCGCGCGUCGUAGUCGGUAUCUUUUAUCACCAUUCACGGCAGUCCUGACCCUUAGGAUACAAGCGUGAAACAGAAGUACACAAAAAAAAAUACAAUUGUUAUACACGUGCAAAGAGCUGCGCAAGUGACCCUCGCACGUUACGCACUCGGCUACUUACGCCGCGACCAAACAGCGACGCAACGUGCGUGGCCAGCGAGCCGAUUACACGCACGAUAACGCACUUACUGCCUUUUCCCGGAAAUCGAUAAAUUUCAUCACGACGCUGCUCCCUUCCCCGGUGAAAUUCCUAAGAGAUUUCCUUUUUUUUCGAAAAUGAAUUAUUUUUUGCUCUGACCUUAACUCGAAUGCUGCGAUACGUCUGUGACGUAAUCGACGUUAUAUCAAUUUUACAUACUCCUUAUUGGAGCAUUAAUUUUUUUCUACUAAAUUUGUCACUUCAGUCAACUACAGUUCGUACGGAAUCGUAUCUCGUCUGACACGGGCACGGUUAACAAUGUAUAACGUAUAUAGAAGAAUUGUGAGAUGAAAAAACAAAGCAAAAAAAAAAGUGACAGAUUACUACGAAGCGACACGUUCCUGACGGCAGAGAAAAGUUACAUUCGUCUAGCUGCGUAAGCUUGUGAAAUGCGCUUAGCCGAAAGUGCAUGAAUAUUUGACAAUACCAUAGAGGUUGCAGUAAUAAAUCAUUAGCAGGUAAAGAAGGAGAAUGUGAAUACGAGAGAUAACUGAUAUUAUCAUCUAUCUAGAGUUUACGUGGUAUAAGGCUUAAAUUUUUGUAACGAAGCUAUUCGCUUCAGUUUUCGCGACAUAUGGAACGACGUAUCGAAUAAGCCGCUAAUGCACAGAUUACUUUACAUUACUUUCCCCCUUAGCAUUAAGUAUUGUUCUUAACGUCAGAAAUGAAUGCACGUAAAAAUUUCCCCCCUUGAAAAAAAAAAAAAAAAAGUGAAAAAGUAAUGCACCUCAUUAAAAGUAUUAUCUGUGCACGCUGCAACAGAGGGCUGACAAAUCAGGAUUACGAAGAGUCAUAAAAGAGAAUUUAAUAGUAGGUAGUGCAGGAGGAGAUGAAAAAGAAAAAAAAAUUAUCUAUAGUAUGGAAUUACCUUGAUGGCAGUAUAGACGAUAUUACAGUUUUAAGAAUUGCGAAUUGUAUAUACAUAUCCAAGUCGAUUUAUUUUUUACGGGUGCACGAAAAGGGAGAGAUAUAAAAAAAGAGCGUAUGCGAUAGCGAAGAUCGAACGGACCGCUUUCUUCUCGAAAUGGAAGUUCCCUACUAGGAAUUCUUUGGCACUAAUCGUGAAUCUUCAUUUCGAGAAUGGCCGGGGGCUACUGGGUAUAACAUUCGAGAGAUUUAGUUUAGCGCGUAAUUGUCAGACAGGUAGGUAUUCUUUUAUCUAGCUUUCCUGUCUACCUACUUAGGUACCUACCCUACUUGCCUGCCUACAUGCCCGCCUUACUGCCUGAAAUAAAUGCCCGAUACCCAGACGCACGGGAUAAAUCUCCCUCGUGGGAUCCUCGUACAUAUCCAGGUUCAAUGAUAGUGCUUUCAGGAGGAAAAAGUGUUUCCCGUGGGUGGAGAAAUUUCCGUCAAGCACUUCGUACCUAACCCUACCCUGUUACUACCCCUCGUCCGAUAAUUCGUCGAGAGUGGAUCCGAUUGCGCGCGGUCAGCUGCCACAUCGAUCAACGUUCAGAGUACAUAUCCGGUGUGAAAAUAUCAUAUUGGUACUGUGGCAGCACUCCUGGUUAGUGAGCAAGAGUGGAUCAUUUAAGAAAUGAAGAAAAAGUAAGGGAAUAGAAAAAGUGCGAGAGAGAGAGAAAUCGAACGGACAAUUCUCUCUUAGUUAACUCAAAUUGCACGAUUGUCGAUAAUGUUAUUGUAAUAGGUACGUCAAACACGCCGUGGGAACAAGGUGCUCCGGUGUCGAGUCCCCAGGCACUUUGUACAAUUUGUAAUUACCAGUGAGAAGAAGUAAAAAUAACAAAGGAAAAAAAAGGCUUCCCACAAAAGUCACAGGACCUAAUCGUCGUUAUCGCCAGGGGCUGGAAGUACUUUCGCUUGUUCUAUUUUUUUAUUUUUAUUUUUUUUCAAGGUAUCAGGCUGGCCGAUUUCUCUGAGGGUCUUCGAUUUCCACGUGAACGACAUAAAUUCGAACUGCCAUCAUCACUGGUAGAAAGUGAAACUGAACACGAAAAAUAGUACAUCGUCUAAUACACGUAUGAGUUUUUUUAAAAAAAAGAAAAAGACCCCUGAUGCGUAUCGAGAGGCUGGUAUUUGAAAGAGGAGCCAUAUAUAAGUACCAAAGGAAAACUAUGGUAUGAGUGAGGUAAGAAUGGGUAGAAAAGUAGGAAAACAAUCGUGAUGAAGAAAGUAGAGUCGUAGCCUUGGUCGUAGUCCUUUAGUAAGACGAUAAAUCACCGAAAGGUAUUUUGUGCGUCGUGUGCGUGAGAGAUCAGAAGAAGAAAAGAAUGAAAGGGAACGCGGGGAGAUGAGAUGAAAGAGCAAAGGUCAAACUAAAAGUCCCGUCGCACUGGUGGCCUACCGUAUCGCAAACGCAUGUAUAGACAGAUCAUUCUGAGCUAAAGAAUGAAGAGGAAAAUUCAAUAGAAUAUCUUGUCCGGCUAUAGUAAACGCUCUUCGCAAGGAAUUUGCUAUUGUAGGAAAAAAUACGAAUUUCGCUCGAAGUACGAUCGACGAAUACGUUCUCGUGUAUACCUGUAGUUAAACAUUUUUAUUUAUUUAUAUCAAUAGUAAUCUAAUCUCGCGUACCUCCAAAUCCAGUUUAGACAAAUCGCUGUGUCCCUCUUCGGCACGUCUAUACCUACGUACGGUGUUAGCAAUUUGCGUAAGCAAAUAUACCGUGAAAUGGGUUGUAAAUAAGUACAGUGUUGUGUUGAUAGUUAGCUAUUGUUAUCGACGGCAUAUUGGCUAUUGUACCCCUGUAUAAAUGUUCACGUGUAUUUAAUACGUUUGUACAUAGCAAUUCGUUUUCAAUAAACGCUCGACGCUUUGAUUUUU
Cephus cinctus (wheat stem sawfly) is the source of this 7548-nucleotide messenger RNA. RefSeq names its product discoidin domain-containing receptor 2 (gene Ddr). The coding region runs from base 790 to 3573 and encodes 927 amino acids. The transcript is spliced from 19 exons. Gene Ontology annotation, cellular component: signaling receptor complex. Gene Ontology annotation, biological process: protein phosphorylation; positive regulation of kinase activity; cell surface receptor protein tyrosine kinase signaling pathway. Gene Ontology annotation, molecular function: collagen binding; ATP binding; protein tyrosine kinase collagen receptor activity. NCBI's taxonomy places the organism in Eukaryota, Metazoa, Arthropoda, Insecta, Hymenoptera, Cephidae. The record is from RefSeq and is a predicted model, not a curated record.